This is a messenger RNA of Triticum turgidum subsp. durum (durum wheat), 474 nucleotides long. NCBI's taxonomy places the organism in Eukaryota, Viridiplantae, Streptophyta, Magnoliopsida, Poales, Poaceae. The record is from the annotation of a GenBank genome assembly.
AUGGAGCAGGUCAUGAUUGAUUCUGCAGUUGCUGAUUCGUUUUUUUUUUUUUUGCUUCCAAUGCUUUGUUACAUUGAUAAGGGCCGGAGCUUCAAUGACGAAUCCACUAUUCGCAGACAGCCCAACUCGACAGGCACAAGCCAUGUCGACAGUCGAGGUGGCACUCGGGGGCAUGCUCGCCUCGGCAGUCAUCAAGGUGGCGAGAUCAAUUCUACCAUUUCAGGCAAGAUCAAGCUGCACAGGAAACUGAGGAACGAUCUGGAGAACAUGAAGAUGAUGCCAGAGUCGGUGGAGGUUGUGCUCGGCGACGUUGAGAGGGAGUCUAUCAAGCAUAAGUCCAUGCUUCUGUGGCUGAAUCGGCUUAAGGAUGCCGCGAACGACAUCUCCGACAUGCUUGAAGAUUUUGAAGAUGAAACCGACUUCAACCUGCUAUGCAAGAUUCUGUCGAUUUGGUCACUAUCAAUCUUGAUCUGA